Molecule: messenger RNA, 4250 nt
Organism: Amblyraja radiata (thorny skate)
Lineage: Eukaryota; Metazoa; Chordata; Chondrichthyes; Rajiformes; Rajidae
Product: integrin alpha-D-like
Exons: 25
Coding region: 78-2978 (966 amino acids)
Biological process (GO): cell-cell adhesion; cell adhesion mediated by integrin; integrin-mediated signaling pathway
Cellular component (GO): external side of plasma membrane; integrin complex
Molecular function (GO): integrin binding
Source: RefSeq, a predicted model, not a curated record
UGUGUCCCAAGGUGAUUCUUGACCUGGCUUUCCUCAUCGAUGGAUCUGGAAGUGUUGGUCGUACAGAUUUUGGGAAGAUGAAGGAUUUUGUCAAGGCUAUGAUGACUAAGUUUGCAAGCAAGGACACUCAGAUCGCUGUCGUACAAUUCAGCGAUACAGUCCGGACGGAGUUUGAUUUUCGCAUGUAUAAUUCUGCUCCGUCCAAAACUGGGCUUGUGGAUGCUAUUCGUCAAAAGUAUAGUGGAACGAACACUCCAAACGGGAUGGAAUAUGUGGCUAACCGCAUCUUCAAUCGUGCGUCGGGCGCAAGGGACAACGCCAAGCGAAUCCUCAUCACCAUCACUGACGGAGAAUCCCAGAACCACAAUUUCCAGCCUGCCAUUGACGCUGCCAAACGUAAACGCAUCACACGCUACGCCAUUGGGGUGGGCUCGGCCUUCAGCGACACGAAUGCCAAGGCGCAGCUACAGACCAUUGCAUCCGAGAGUGGGAACGUGUUCCAGGUGGGAAACUUCCAGGCCCUGGACCAGAUCCAGAACCAGCUGCAGGAGAAGAUCUUCGCCAUCGAAGGGACUGAAAACAAAGGAGAGAGUUCCUUCCAAUUGGAGAUGGCACAAGAGGGGAUCAGUUCACUGGUGACUGAGGACUCCAUAGUGUAUGGGGCAGUGGGAGCCUACGAUUGGUCAGGAGGCCUCUACCAAUUGAGAUCAGGCAUCCAGACCUUCAUCAACGCUACAUUUGAUCGGGAUAGUAUGAAGAACGCAUACCUCGGGUACAGCGUGGAGGAGGCUCGGGGCAGCAGUGGGAGAUAUUACGUUGCUGGGGCACCGAGGUACAGACACCGUGGCCUGGUGCUGGUUUAUAACCAGCAUAAUCCCUCUCACCACACAAAGAAAAUAGAAAGCACUCAGAUGGGCUCGUAUUUCGGAUCGGUGCUGUGUGCUGUGGAUUUGAACAAUGAUGGGGUGACUGAUUUGAUUCUCGUGGGAGCUCCGCAUCACUCGGGGCCGGCCACGGGGGGCAUGGUCUUCGUCUACAAAUUCCAAGAGGGCGACCUCUCUCCCCGGACCCCCCUAAUUGGGGAGGGAGAACAGCCUCUGGCCCGGUUUGGGGCCUCCAUCGCCCGCCUGGGGGAUCUGAAUGGGGACAGUGUGGCAGACGUGGCGGUGGGAGCGCCACUGGAGGACGGGGGGAGCGGCUCCGUCUACAUCUUCCUCGGCUCGGCCGAUGGGCUGAAGGGCCCCGCGGCACAGCAUAUCCGAUCGGUGGACAUGAAGCCCAGCCUACGGUUUUUCGGCCGCGCCAUCCACGGAGCGAUGGACGUCAGCCAUGAUGGUCUGUCCGAUUUUGCCGUGGGAGCCCUGGGAAAAGUCGUUGUCUUCCGUUCCCAGCCUGUUGUCGAUGUCCAAGUUCGCACCACAUUCGACCCACCGAAAAUCAAACUGAAAGAUGUCGACUGUCCCAAAAAUUCACAGACGAAGCCUGAAGUGUUGGUGAAGAUGUGCUUUACCCUUCACGAGCUCACCAAGAAGUUACCAGAGUCACCUAAAUUUAACAUGUUCACGAAAAUGGUCCUCGACCCUGGGCGGAAGGUUCAGAGGGCAGAGGUCACUAAAGCCCCUCCUGUGAACUUUACACUGCAAACCAACCAAUGCCUGAAGUUCAAGAUCCAUCUUGAGAACUGUAUCCAGGACACGUACAACAACAUCCAGUUGGACAUGACCUACGUAGCCAAGGGCCAGAGAUCGGGCAUGUACCCGGCUCCCAUCCUCAAACAGGGCAGCACAGGAAUCUGGAGCAGCGGGCUGCCCUUCGAGCAGGAGUGUGGCUCAGACAACAUCUGUACCGACCGUCUGAAGGUGUCAUUCUCCAUGAGCGGCACCCAAUUCUUGGUCGUGGGGAGCCACACUACCCUUGGUCUGGACGUCUCCUUGGAGAAUUGUGGAGAGAAUUCCUACUUCACCGUGGUCACAUUCCUCAUCCCGAGGGGUCUUUCCCUCCGUAAGACCACCAUUGUUCAGUCGAGUCGCCGCGGCAAAAUUGAAUGCAACGAUGGAACGGAGCCGGCUGCAUUGGGGCUGCGAUCCGUGCGUUGUCUCAUCAGUCACCCCAUCUUCAGAACCAACAGCACGAUGAAGUUCCACACGAUCUUCGAUGUGGACCCGCAGGCGGACUGGAAGGACACGGUGGAAAUCAGCGUCAACGCCAGCAGUAACAAUGAAGCCCAUGACACACGAGGCAGCUUCCAAUUAAAGAGCAUCAUAGUUAAAUACGAGGUUAACGUCAUCAUCAAAGGUAUCGACUCUACACAAUACAUUAACUUCACGACGAGCAAGGCUGAAACAAAGACCAUCUCUCACGCCUACAAGGUGGAAAACUUGGAACAGCGGAGUCUUGCUGUGAGCAUCACCUUCCUCGUCCAUGUGAAGAUCUGGCCGGGCCUGACCUGGGAUGACCUGCAAGUGUCCAGCCCCUGGCAUAGGGUCAAGUCCUGUCAGAAGAAGUUGGACUUGCCUCAGAUUGAGGAGAUGGACCCCUCAAAGAAGUGUAACAAGACCUCCUGCGCUCUGUUUGUCUGUGACAUCCAAUCCUUGAGAUACAGAGACCAUCCGGUCUUCAACAUCGCUGGAAACAUCAGCUGGUCCAAUCCUGCACUGCUGAAAGCUGAGGAAUUGAAGCUGAGUAGCUUCGCGAGGGUGCGGUACGAUGAGAACAAAUACAUCCACAUCUCUCAGGCAACAACCAAGUUCAAGGAGGCAACGGUGACCACACGGGUGGAGGUGGUGAAGGAGCAGAAUAUGCUGCCAGUGAUCGUGGGCAGCACAGUGGGAGGCCUGGUCCUGCUGCUCAUUGUGGCCGCCGUCCUCUACAAGGUCGGAUUCUUCAAACGGGGCUUCAAGGAGAAGUUGGAAGAGGCGACGGAUGAGACUGGAGAUGCGGGGGAAACGGUGGACCAGCCCAGUGUGCCCCAGGCCUGAGGCCACUUUGCUGUCCAGGGCAGGCUGGCCCACCACCCAUCCCAAACAGCCACCAGACCCACCCCAUGAAGCUUCUCGACCCCUCCAUCAUGGUCCACUCCCCUCCAUUCCCCUUUAUGAUGGUCUCCUACCCUCCAAACCCAACCAUGCCAUUCUCUAUAUCUCCAAAAAAGAGUUUUGGCCCGAAACGUUGCUUAUUUCCUUCACUCCACAGAUGGUGCUGCACCCGCUAAGUUUCUCCAGCACUUUUGUCUACCUUCUAUAUCUCCAAAUCCCUCUACUCCGGUCCCACUACUCAAAAUCCCUCCACCGGACCUCCCCCCCCCCCCCUCCAAACCCUUCCACGCCGGUCCAUACACCAAACCCCUCCACCCUAGUCCGCUCCCCUCCCUCUAAACCCUUCCGUCGGGGUUCCAACCCCUCUACGAGGCUCCGAUUUCCCUGCAAACCCCUCCCUACCUGUGUGUUAUUGUCACAUCUCCACCAAUGGUGUUCCUGAGGGUUCCAGGCCUCUUCCCAAACCCCUCCCCCCUCCUUGUUUUUCACCACCUUCCCCAUCUCCCUCUCUCUCCCCUCUUGCACCACAGCUUUGUCCCUAUCUAUUUCUCCCGCAAACACUCCCCCCUUCACUGGGUUACCUCCUGAACCCACUUCCCCUCCCCCUUCCUAUCUCUCAUCUCCAUCUUACUCCCUCAUGCUCUAUCCCCCUCCCUACAUCCUUCCACCACUCUCUAAAAACGACCUCUUUACCCCCCCCCACCGCCUUUAAUGCACAACCCACUGAAACUGGUCUCUCAUCCCUCGAAUCGUCGAGAGAUCUGAUCCCCAAAACUCCCUCUGAUAUACGGUACAUCCUGCAUGAAAACCGCACCCUCCCUCUUCCUCCACCACCUUUAUCCACCCUCCUCCUAUCACCCCCUCCUUCUCCCUUGCCUGUCCUUUCUCCCUCUCCCUUGGCGUGGGAGGCCAUUCGCAUCCUUUGUUAGCCGUCGUUAUGCCAACCCGCACUGUGCAAUCCAGGAGUAAUCCCUCAAAGAAGGGGGAGGCUUCUCAAUAACCUCCACUGCCUCCGAACACUCACUCCCUUCUCGACAUCUCUCCCCCGCAAAGCCCUCAACCCUAUUUGAGUUUUUCAAUGUCAACAGUCAGGCUGCCCGUUUCGGCCUCCACCAUUGUGUGGCACUGCGGGAGGAGAUCAAGGUCCCCUAUCCCCUCCACCUCGGGUGCGUGGGAGGGGGCGGGCAGGGGGAAUAGAUGUAAUGGAGGGGGAAA